AUGGAGUUCGAUAGAGAUCUCGUUGAGUGGGAACCUCGCGACGCAGCCAAUCCACACAACUGGUCGACAAGGAGAAAGUUGUUCAUCUCGCUUGUAUUGAAUACACUGCCUUUCGUGGUCAAUGUGUCUGCUGGGGUCCUGUCGGGCUCUAGCACGCAGCUCGCCGAGGACUUCCAUGUUCCCCGGACCACGGUAGUGUUGAUCGUAACCAUGUUUCUACUGGGCUAUGCAGUCGGUCCUUUGGUGUUUGGACCUCUGUCUGAGCGUAUUGGAAGAAAGAUUCCAAUUAUGGUUGGUAUAAUUGGAUUUGCAUCAUUCUCUCUUCCAAUAGCCUUGGCUCAGAACUUUUAUACAAUAUUGAUAUGCCGAUUCUUGAGUGGAACAUUUGGUGCUGCGUCAAUGGCUGUCACCGGCGGCGCCAUCGGUGACAUCUGGCCUAGUCCUGUGGCACGAGGUGUCGGUCUGGACGUGCUGGUCAUGACGGGCUACCUCGGACCUGCACUAGGCCCAAUUAUUGGCACCUACAUAACUAACAGCUCCCUUGGCUGGCGAUGGGCAUUGUGGGUGACCAUGAUUGCCGCAUACGCCUUUUCUAUUUUGUUUUACUGCUGUGUGCCUGAGACUUUUGCCCCGGUGCUGCUCAGCCAGAAAGCCAAAAGACUGCGGUUAAGGUCAAAGAACUGGGCAUUGCAUAGCAAACAUGAUAUGGAGGAGUCCAUCACCCUAUCAACGUUUGCACGAACUUAUCUUGUAAGACCGAUGGUUCUGCUAGCGACAGAGCCUAUUUAUCUGUUGACUACCGUCUAUAUGGCUUUCAUCUACGCACUUGAAUUCAUUCUUCUCCAGGGGUUCCCAGCGAACUUUAUCGGGGUCCACGGAUGGACGCCUGAGAAUGCAUCACUGGCUUUUCUGAGCCUUGUCAUUGGAGGCAUAAUCGGCUUCGCCUUUGUCUUCUGGUACUCCACCACGAUAUACGCCAGGCAGCUCCAGUCGACACCUGGGAUUGUCGUUCCUGAGCGCCGUCUACCACCCAUGAUACUUACUGGCCUGAUUCUCCCCCCAGGCCUGUUUUGGGCGGCAUGGACUUCCGACCCGAAUAUCGCCUGGCCGGUGCAAAUGUUGGCAUACAUAUUCGUUGGGAUCUCCCUCUAUGUGACUUUCCUCCAGGGCUUCAAGUAUAUUGUGGACGUCUACCUGCCUGUGGCCAGCAGUGCGAUUGCAGGAAACAUGUUCGUUCGCAGCUUCUUCGGAGCCGGAUUUCCGGUAUUCACGCCUUAUAUGUACAACAACUUGGGCGUUCCGUGGGCGACAAGUACGUUGGGCUUCAUCUCUUUAGCUUUAGCCCCGCUACCUGUCGUGUACUAUGUGUCUGGAAAGAAGAUUCGGGGCUUCUCAAAGCACACAUACAAUUAG
Messenger RNA from Diaporthe citri, 1413 nucleotides. RefSeq lists its product as uncharacterized. The record is from RefSeq and is a predicted model, not a curated record. Gene Ontology annotation, molecular function: transmembrane transporter activity. Lineage: Eukaryota; Fungi; Ascomycota; Sordariomycetes; Diaporthales; Diaporthaceae. The transcript has 6 exons. Gene Ontology annotation, biological process: transmembrane transport. Bases 1 to 1413 code for a protein of 470 amino acids.